Gastrolobium bilobum is the source of this 945-nucleotide messenger RNA. RefSeq names its product abscisic acid receptor PYL4-like. The record is from RefSeq and is a predicted model, not a curated record. NCBI's taxonomy places the organism in Eukaryota, Viridiplantae, Streptophyta, Magnoliopsida, Fabales, Fabaceae. Gene Ontology annotation, biological process: abscisic acid-activated signaling pathway. The coding region runs from base 280 to 945 and encodes 221 amino acids. The transcript has a single exon. Gene Ontology annotation, cellular component: cytoplasm; nucleus. Gene Ontology annotation, molecular function: abscisic acid binding; signaling receptor activity; protein phosphatase inhibitor activity.
CUCUCACAUCGCCCACAGAAAAUACAUGCAACUUGAAGCGAAGCUCCUUCUAUUAUAUAACUCUAACUACAAACCCAACCAACCCCCCUCUCUUUCAAACCCAAAAAGAUCCCUUCUUCUCAAAACUUCACUCACUUUCCUUUAUCAUUUAUUUUUAUUUUUAUUUUUGAAAAAAAAAAAAAAAACUUCAAAACCUCAUUAACACCAUUCAAACUUAGAAAUCAUCAUCUUCAUAGUCAUUAUUCAUUUAUUCAUCAACAACAUAACAAGUUCAACAAAAUGCCUCCAAAUCCACCCAAGUCUUCUCUCCUCCUCCACAGGAUCAACCCCGCCUGCGGCACCGCCGUCGCAAACUGCCACAACCUCCACGGCGGAGACACCAUUCUCAUGAAUCCCGCCGCCACCAUCCCCGACGCAGUGGCUCGCUACCACACCCACGCCGUCUCCCCCAACCAGUGCUGCUCCGCCGUGGUGCAGGAGAUCGCCGCCUCCGUCUCCACCGUGUGGUCCGUCGUGCGACGCUUCGACAACCCGCAGGCCUACAAGCACUUCGUCAAGAGCUGCAACGUCAUCGGCGGCGACGGAGACGUCGGCACCCUCCGUGAGGUCCACGUCAUCUCCGGCCUCCCCGCCGCCCGGAGCACCGAACGCCUCGAGAUCCUCGACGAGGAGCGGCAUGUUCUCAGCUUCAGCGUCGUCGGUGGGGAACACAGGCUCGCCAACUACCGCUCCGUCACGACCCUCCACCCUACAGGCGACGGCGCCGGCACGGUGGUGGUGGAAUCUUACGUCGUGGACGUGCCGCCGGGGAACACCAAGGAAGAUACUUGCGUGUUCGUUGACACCAUCGUUCGGUGCAACCUUCAGUCACUCGCGAAAACCGCAGAGAACUUAACGCAACGAAAUAACAACAACAACAUCAACGAUUACAAGUGCUGUUCCUAA